GACAGACUGGCUUGUUUGUAGAUUCUGCCUGUCUCCUUUCCUUCCUCCAGCAGAGGACACUCUAUUGCUGAAACUAGGGCAUUAGCAGCAAGCUUCUGAGCAUCAGCAGUCUCCGGGAAAAAAAAAUAUCCUCUUGAAUCACAGCUGCUUCCAGCACAGACACAUAGCAGAGUAAACCUGCACUGCUCUAUGGAUAAAUCCAGACGGCACUUCUUUUAAACUUGGGGUACUGGCCAUUGAGGUGACCAGCCAGUGUGUUCUCUUAACGUCUUUGGCUGCAACCAAGGAGGAUAUAGAAUUGAGGAUGGAUUGCUAAGGAUGGCAGACGACAGUGGGCAAGGCAUGUUAGGUAUUGCGAAGAUUUUGCACAGAAGUUGUAUACCUUCCCUUCGAGGCUGCAUUCUCCUCUUCCUAUUGCAUUCAGAUUCUACAGCAUCCUUGUUCUGAAGACACCCUUGUGGAAUCCGGGAGACUUCUCAUCUCUAAUUCUUUCCUAAAAUUGCUGGGUUUUUUUUUUCUCUGGGAAGGAGCUGUUUUCCUGGGAAGGAGCAAGGGACAUAAACUUUGCAGCAAAAAUUAAAAAAAAUACAUAUAUAUAUUUCUAUAUGAUAUAUAUAACGAUCUUCAUAUUUCUACUGGCGUAGGGCAUCCAAUUUGGGAGCAGGAUGGUUUGAGAGAGGGACCAUGAAGGAAUUGCUGCCUGGCAAUUAAGAGGCAAGGAGGGGGGCUUGAAAUUCACAACAUUCCGGAGACGAGCCCCAAGGAAAGGAGGAAGGAUUCUCUGGGAGACAGACGAUGGGUUUCCAACUGAUGAAUCAGCUGAAAGGCAUGAGUUUAACAUUGCUACUACUGCCUGCUCUCAUCGUAGUGAUGGUUGUGGGGGCUCAGAAGACCUGUCCAAAGAACUGUAGGUGCGACGGCAAAAUUGUAUAUUGUGAGUCCCAUGCUUUUAGAGACAUCCCACAGAAUAUAUCAGGUGGCUCCCAAGGACUAUCCUUGCGUUACAAUAGCAUCAAGAUGCUAAAAUCCCACCAAUUUUCUGGCCUUAACCAGCUGGUCUGGCUCUACCUUGACCACAAUUACAUUAGCACGGUGGAUGAGGAUGCUUUCCAAGGAAUCCGUCGACUGAAGGAACUAAUUCUGAGCUCCAAUAAAAUUUCCUACCUGGGCAACAGCACCUUCCAUCCUGUCCCCAACCUGAGGAAUUUGGAUCUAUCAUACAACAAGCUGCAGACACUGCAGUCUGAGCAGUUCAAAGGUCUCCGCAAGCUCUUAAUACUGCACCUGCGCUCUAACUCACUGAAAACUGUGCCAGUUCGGGUUUUUCAGGACUGCCGUAACUUGGAUUUUUUGGAUUUGGGUUACAACCGGCUUAGGAGUCUUUCUCGUAAUGCAUUUGCUGGUCUUCUGAAGCUCAAGGAACUCCACCUGGAGCACAAUCAGUUCUCUAAGGUGAACUUUGCUCACUUCCCUCGCCUCUUUAACCUGCGUUCCCUUUACUUGCAAUGGAACAAAAUCCGAUCUAUCAGCCAGGGGUUAACCUGGACUUGGAGUGCCCUGCAAAACCUUGACCUUUCGGGAAAUGAUAUACAAAACCUAGAACCUGGAACUUUCCAGUGUCUCCCAAACCUACAGAAACUUAACUUGGAUUCCAACAAACUUACAAAUGUCACACAGGAAACUCUCAAUGCUUGGAUAUCGUUGACCUCCAUAACGCUCUCGGGAAACAUUUGGGAAUGCACCAAAAAAAUAUGCCCUCUUGUUUUCUGGCUAAAAAACUUCAAGGGGAACAAGGAAAGCAUCAUGAUAUGUGCAAGCCCCAAAAACAUGCAAGGAGAGAAAGUUACUGAUGCAGUGGAAACCUACAAUAUCUGUAACGAAACACCUGUCUUGGCCACUGAAAGAGCUUAUCCAACAACCAAACCACCCCCAAAGCCACAGUUUACUCCCAAGCCUACCAUAUACAAAUUGGAGAGUGUCUCAUCGACCCCCUACACUUCCAGCCCUUCUCCAGCUCUGCAGACCCCCAUGGCCGAACAGGAAUAUGAGCAUGUUUCAUUCCACAAAAUAAUUGCUGGAAGUGUGGCCCUUUUUCUCUCAGUGGCGAUGAUUUUAUUAGUCAUCUAUGUAUCGUGGAAACGUUACCCAGCCAGCAUGAAACAGCUUCAACAAUCGUCCAUGAUGAAGAGGCGCCGGAAAAAGGCCAGAGAGUCUGAGAGACAGAUAAACUCUCCCUUACAGGAGUAUUAUGUGGACUACAAACCUUCCAACACCGAGUCCAUGGAUGUAUUGGUUAAUGGAUCUGGACCCUGUGCAUAUACCAUUUCUGGCUCCCGGGAAUGUGAGUUAUGCUGGAGUUUGAGAUGCGUGGAAACCAUCGGAGGAUGCCAAGAAGAUGCUAUUAUACAAGACAAAGCAGAGACCAAGGCUGAACAAGCAGUCCCACGGCACAUCAAGACUGUACCAUACUACAACUAUGACCAGCCCAUGGUCGGGUAUUGCCAGACACACAAGUCACUGCUUGUAAAUAAGGGCUACGAAGAAAUGUCUCUAGACCAGAGAGAGACCACCAACCUAGAGCUCAGCAGGGACCAGAGCUACAUCUCAACUAUAGCUCGCUCCGCAGCACCCACCAUAUACAUUGAGAGGAUACCAAACCAAUAAUGGACAGCGGGUGUGUUCACAGAUGGCACACUGCCAUGGAAGAGGAAUGGGACACUCACAGGAUAAUGGACAGGGUUGCCCCUGCAGCUAAUAAGUGCUCUAAGCAUCAACAAAGACUCAACAUGCAGAGCACCGCUUGGAUCUCCUCCUAUAGGAACACAACGUCUUAAACAAUGAAGAUUUGGGAGCAGUUGGGGAAGGGGGUCUUGGCUUUAAAUGAUAAUCUCAAAAUCUCUGACCCCUAGUGUAAAAAAAUAUAACUAACAGGAUUGACCUAAGGGAUUUCUAAACCUAAUUUUGGAUCCCCUCCAGCUGCAUAUGAAAGAGGAAGACAUCUGCCUGUAUAUUUGAUUUUUCUAUUCUACACGUUGCAUGGUUCCAAUACAGAUGAACCAAAGGGAGAGACUGUGGGGUUUAGGGUAGGGAAUGCUACUUGUUUCAUGUUGAAUAACCCAGUGGGUCUCUUUGAACAGUGGUUCUUUCUUGUUUUCCUGUUUUCUGGGGUUUGUUUCUUUUCUAUCCUGUGCCCAGAUGCAGGUUCCAGCAUUUAGGGAAAGGCCUUUCCUGGCGGCCAAGGCCAUGCAACGGUGGGCAACAAGUUGGAAGAUCUGCAGAAUGGGCCACAUGUGUCCCCCCGACUGACCCUUUCCCACAAAUAUUAAGAUUUCUAUUCCCACAUCAGCUCAAUUGGAUUCUAUUGACCGUUUCUGAAAAAAAAAUGUAAUAAUAUUGUUUUGGUUUUUUUUUUUUUUUUAAUUCUCUUAUGAUCAGUUAUAGCUUUUGUGUAGUUUUUAUCAAUAAAAAAAAGUAUGG
Xenopus tropicalis (tropical clawed frog) is the source of this 3477-nucleotide messenger RNA. It is a transcript of the gene lrrtm4, whose product is annotated as leucine rich repeat transmembrane neuronal 4. The record is from RefSeq and is a predicted model, not a curated record. NCBI's taxonomy places the organism in Eukaryota, Metazoa, Chordata, Amphibia, Anura, Pipidae. The transcript has 4 exons. Gene Ontology annotation, cellular component: postsynaptic membrane. Bases 796 to 2664 code for a protein of 622 amino acids.